Molecule: messenger RNA, 865 nt
Organism: Rubroshorea leprosula
Lineage: Eukaryota; Viridiplantae; Streptophyta; Magnoliopsida; Malvales; Dipterocarpaceae
Source: the annotation of a GenBank genome assembly
AUCGACUCCCAACUUUUACUUCUCUCCCCUCCCAACAAACGCAAGGAAAGAACCUUAACCCCUUUCAUAUUACACAAAGACUUUCAUUUUAGACAAAGAAAUGAAGAGAGGUUUUGCAGAAGGAGAUGUUGAAACGAAUCUUGCUUUGGCAAAUUGUUUGAUGAUGUUAUCUCAGGGAGGAUCUGGCCCGUACGAGGCCGACAUGAAUGGUAGCGGUCGCCUUUUCGAGUGCAAAACCUGCAACAGGCAGUUCACGUCCUUUCAGGCCCUGGGCGGGCACAGGGCGAGCCACAAGAAGCCAAGGUUAACUGAAGGAGAUGGUGGAGUGGAGAAUCAGACGGCAGCAAAGCCCAAGACGCACGAGUGCUCGAUAUGCGGGCUCGAGUUCGCGAUCGGGCAAGCGCUUGGCGGUCACAUGAGAAGGCACAGGGCUGGAUUGAGCGAAAACCAAGCCCUUCCUAAGGAACAGCAACAGGUUUUGGCACCUAUCGUGAAGAAAUCGAAUAGCAGCAGGGUUGUUUUGUGUUUGGAUUUGAACUUGACUCCCUUAGAGAAUGAUUUGCAGUUCUUGAAGCUUGGAAUUGGAAAGCCUGCUAUAGAUUGUUUAUUGUAAAUUUUUAUUUUUACCUCGUAAAAGUUUUUCUUUCUUUCCUUACUAUUAUUUAUUACUUAAUUAAUUUCUUUUGAGAACGUUUGGAGUGACGUUUAGCCAUUUCUUACACAUGGGUAGAGUCGUAGAGAUCAAUUUGUGCAUUAAAACCAUUGAUAGAAAGAUGGAAAGUAUGAUGAGGAAGUCACGCGCUAUAGGCAGCUCUAUGGAAAGGAGAAAAUCAAUCCCUCUCUGUAAUAAAUAAAUUACUUCCAC